CUCUGUGUGCGGAGGUGAUAUUGCGAAGUGGGGAAAGGGAGAUGAAGGAACUAUGAACGUUUUAAAAAUUAUAGUAAAAAACGCUGUUGUAUGGCCGAUGUACGGUGGGAGGUGCCGUUUUAUAAGCUCGCGUGUUUGUCUUUCCUGUGUUCUAGGCUCCCCCUGUGAUCUGAUUGAAUCUAAUGCUACAGCCCAUGAGAUUCAUUUUCUCAAGGUACCAGGAAACUUUUCAGUAAUAAAUAUCACGUAUUCUGGUGGCUGGCUGAGACCUUCUGAUAGAGAAGAUGUCGGGCGGUUUCCCCAAGGAGAUGGGAAGAUUUCAUUUUCAGGGCUGGAUCCUGGGACGAACUACAGUUUCACCUUCACAAAUGGCUCCAGUACCUGCUGUCAAGACGUGCAAACCCUAUCUAGUACCAGCACUGUGGGACCUGUUACCAGCAGUCCAACCAGUGCGAACCUGAGCUGGAGACAUGACACGGCGACCUCUGCUCCCGUGGGUGGAGUGGAGCAUGAGAUGGGGGAUGGGCAGAGGAGGCUUGCAGGUCAGAAGGACGGGAACAGCACAGACUCGAGUCCAGCGAGCAACGGGACUUCGGGCGAUGCUGUGGCAGAGCCUCAUCCCGUUUCUGAUCUCCACGUUCCCUCCGUGGGUGUGACACACGUCGUUCUCACCUGGAAGAACGGUAACACCACUGACAGCUGCCGGUUGCUCCUUGAAGGAAGCCAGGAGUCGACUCAGAACCUGUCGGUCAAUAUUUCAGACCUGAAGCCGGGGGUUCAAAACAAGGUCACCCUGUAUCUUUCAGCUGAGACACAGGGAGACCCAGGCUCAGAUGCCAGCAACACAGACCGCUCGCCCCAGCCCACCAGGAGCCCCGCUACCCCUGAGUACACGUACCGACUCGAAGUGUCCUCUGACCCUCCUCUGCCCCGAGACACCACGAAAGUCCUGCUUCUGGGGUUGAAGUCGGACACGCAGUACAAGGCCAGCAUUUACCCUCGAGCAGCAGGUGGCACUGAGGGGCGGCUCCAGACCGCAGAGUUCAGAACAGAGCCCAGUCAGGUGUUUGGCCUCGAGGUUGUGAACAUCAGCGCCACAAGCUUGAUCCUGACCUGGAAGAUCAAUGAUAACGAGUCAUCAUCUGUCUAUACCUACAAGAUACAAGUUGCUGGCGAGACACAUUCCUGCAAUCUCACCGUCCAUGAGACUCGCGCCGUCAUCACGCCGCUCAGCUCGAGCACCCUGUACAGCAUCACUGUGUGGCCUCUUCUUGACAACAGUACCGAGGGCAUGCCGGACUUUCUCCAGGUGUACACCCCCCCCAGUGCCGUUUCUGACUUCAGAGUGACCCAUGUCGGCACAAGGGUAGUUGGCUUAGCAUGGAGCAGCAAUGACUCCAGUUCCUUUGAGAUACACACCGUGUCGGAUGAAGCUGGAGCACCUCAGACAACCACCAAACAAAGCAUUGUCAUUGACGGCUUAUACCCCGGAACCGAGUAUCAUUUUGUGAUAUUUCCACAAGGACCAAAUGGGACUAAAGGGGAUUCCCAGACAGUUUACAGCACAACUGACCCCAGUGAAGUGUUUGACAUCCGUGUGGUUAAUGUCACCACGACUGACAUGCAGUUGGAGUGGCAGAAUACAGACAGGGCUGCUGGGUACACCUACCGUGUAGAGAUACAGUCCGAGUACGGCUCUGAGCUGACAAACAGUUCUCGUGAAGCAGUCACUCUGGAGGGCCUGAUCCCAGGCACCUUAUAUAACAUCACAGUCUUCCCAGAAAUGGACCACGUCCGGGGGAUCUCCAGCUCCAUUGCACAGUACACACGGCCCAGCAACGUGUCUAACAUUGAAAUAAGGACCAACAUCACGGCAGCAACCAUAAACUGGCAGAACUUUGACGCAGCCUCUUCGAGGUACACCUACCGCCUUCUUAUUGAGCAGGAUGGAAACUCCAGCCAGGCCACACACAGAGCCACGGGCAGCGGCAUCACGUGUGCUGCCGUCACCGAAUUAACACCUGGCUCCUCGUACACUGUGAAGAUCUUCACAUGGGUGGGGAACGUCACCGAGUCGCUGGCACCUGGCUGGCAGACCUUCUGUACAGACCCUGCACCAGUAGCCUCCUUCCACUGUGAAGUGGUCCCCAGAGAGCCCACGUUGGUCCUCAAGUGGGCCUGCCCUUUCGGCACCAACGCAGGCUUUGAGCUGGAGGUCAGCCACGGAGACUGGAAAAAUAGGACGAACCUGGAGAGCUGCUCGUCGGAGAACGGCUCUGAGUACAGGACGGAAGUCACACAUUUGAAUUUCUCUACCUCGUACGACAUUAGAAUCGCCGCCUGGUCCUGUAACAAGAUGUCACUGCCCACCCAAAGCGCGUGCCUGACUGGCAUCACAGACCCCCCCUCUCCGGACGGACCCCCCAACGUCACGUCGGUGAGUCACAAUUCGGUGAAGGUCACGUUCGGCGGGUUUGAAGCCAGCCACGGCCCCAUCACAGCCUACGCGCUCCUCCUCACCACCGGGAACGCGGUUUACCCGUCGGCAGAUGUUUUGAGAUACACGUAUGAAGAUUUCAAAAAGGGGGCCUCGGAUACUUAUGUGACAUACCUCAUAACAACAGAAGAAAAGAGACGUUCUCAGGGCUUGUCCGAAGUCUUGAAAUACGAGGUCACUGUUGGGAACGAGUCCACCACGCACGGCUACUACAACGGGAAGCUGGAACCUCUGGGCUCCUAUCGGGCUUCUGUGGCUGGCUUCACCAAUAUCACCUUCAAGCCUCGCAGCGGUGGGCUCAUAGACGGGGCCGAGAGCUACGUGUCCUUCAGUCGCUACUCAGAGGCCGUCUUCUUGCCCCAGGAUCCAGGUGUCAUCUGUGGAGCAGUUUUCGGAUGUAUCUUUGGUGCCUUGGUUAUCGUGGCUGUGGGAGGCUUCAUCUUCUGGAGGAAGAAAAGGAAAGAUGCAAAGAACAACGAUGUGUCCUUUUCUCAAAUUAAACCUAAAAAGACCAAGUUAAUCAAAGUGGAGAAUUUCGAGGCCUACUUUAAGAAACAGCAAGCUGACUCCAACUGUGGAUUUGCAGAGGAAUAUGAAGAUCUGAAGCUUGUUGGAAUUAGUCUACCCAAGUAUGCCGCUGAACUGGCCGAGAACAGAGGAAAGAAUCGCUAUAACAAUGUUCUGCCCUACGAUAUUUCCCGUGUGAAACUUUCGGUCCAGACCCAUUCAGCUGACGACUACAUCAAUGCCAACUACAUGCCCGGCUACCUUUCCAAGAAGGAUUUUAUUGCCACACAAGGACCUUUACCCAACACGUUGAAAGAUUUUUGGCGUAUGGUUUGGGAGAAAAAUGUCUAUGCCAUUGUCAUGUUGACCAAAUGUGUGGAACAGGGAAGGACCAAAUGUGAGGCGUACUGGCCCUCCAAGCAGGCUCAGGACUACGGGGAUGUAACUGUGGCAAUGACAUCAGAAAUUGUUCUACCAGAAUGGACCAUCAGAGACUUCACAGUGAAAAAUAUCCAGACAAGUGAGAGUCACCCUCUGCGUCAGUUCCAUUUCACCUCCUGGCCUGACCACGGUGUCCCUGACACCACUGACCUGCUCAUCAACUUCCGGUAUCUUGUUCGUGACUACAUGAAGCAGAGUCCUCCUGAGUCGCCGAUUCUGGUGCAUUGCAGCGCUGGGGUGGGAAGGACGGGCACUUUCAUCGCCAUCGACCGUCUUAUCUAUCAGAUAGAGAACGAGAACACCGUGGACGUGUACGGGAUUGUGUACGACCUUCGAAUGCACAGGCCUUUAAUGGUGCAGACAGAGGACCAGUACGUUUUCCUCAAUCAGUGUGUUUUGGAUAUCAUCAGAUCCCAGAAGGACUCAAAGGCAGAUCUCAUCUACCAGAACACGACUGCAAUGACAAUCUAUGAAAACCUUGCACCAGUGACCGCGUUCGGAAAGACCAAUGGUUACAUCGCCUAAAUUCCAAAGGAAGACCUGUCUGGAGUUAAGCAGACCGUCACACCCACAGCAAAGGAAAAUGCCCCGAGGCUGGCCUGUUUUUGUGUGUCUAAUAUCCUAAUUCUGUGUUCCGUUUUGUUAGAACUAAUCUGAGAGUGUGAGGCUGCACGUGUGAAACGUGACAGGCGCGACGUCGGGGCUGUCAGGGGCUGUGGGUGGGCGGUGAGCGAAUCCUGACCGCCAGUGGGAUGAGUUCACCUUUUGGUUUGGUUUUUGUCUUGAGAAUGACAGAACACCAGGAAAAGUGAGCUAUGAUUUUUUUUUUUUUUCUUUUACAAGGCAUUCUUUUCUAAAAAGACUAUUUUAUAUGAGUCACACGCGAAAGCCAGGAUUGUGUUAGGUUGAAUAUAUUUUAAGUAUCAGAGGUCUAUUUUUACCUACUGUAUCUCGGAAUCUAGCUGAUGGAAACUACACAAUUGUGGUGAUUGUCGUGUGGGGAGGGCUACGUGGUACCUCUUCUGCCUGGGUUUUCUAUUUGAACAUGUGCCUUUUCUGACUAUGCUUCCACAGGCAAAACUCAGUAGAUGUCUCUAUUUUUGUAUUGAAUCUCGUAAUUGGACUACGUGGAGUAUUUAAACAGUAGUUUCGUAUCAGAGGUUCAGCCCUCUCAGUACCGUUCCUGUUCUCAUUUGGUUAGAGGAGAUUCCCAUCCCCCCCAUCCCCUGUUUUGUGCUCUAUUCUUUCUUCCCUUUUGCUCCUCUUUUUCCCCAAAGACACUUCUGAUGGCCACAUUUUCUGCCCGUUGGUUGAGUGAGAGUGGAAACUAAAUGAUCACCGUGAGAAUUUGCGGGGGGGGGG
Molecule: messenger RNA, 4807 nt
Organism: Hippopotamus amphibius kiboko
Lineage: Eukaryota; Metazoa; Chordata; Mammalia; Artiodactyla; Hippopotamidae
Gene: PTPRJ
Product: protein tyrosine phosphatase receptor type J
Exons: 23
Coding region: 53-3970 (1305 amino acids)
Biological process (GO): angiogenesis; protein dephosphorylation
Molecular function (GO): cadherin binding; protein tyrosine phosphatase activity
Source: RefSeq, a predicted model, not a curated record